UUGUAGAUAGAGAUGUCAGACGAUUAUGAGAAUGAUUUUGACGAUUUUGAUGAUGAUGGGGUUGAAGAAGUUGGUCCAGCUAGUGGUGUCAAGGGAAAUUCGGGUUAUGACUACCAGCCUGGAGGGGGGACGAGUAAUUCGAAGCCUUCCUUCGCAGGAGGUUCAAAACCUCUAGCUGGUGGAAGCAAGCCUGAUUGGCUUAAAAAUAAUAAUUCGAAACCUUUUGCGGCUAAGCCAGCUUAUGGAGCAGGCAAUACCUCUACUCAAGGUCAGUAUAAUCCAAGGAAGGCUGAUUCUAUUUCAGUAAAUAGAAUCAACCCAAGAAGAAAUCCUAGCCAGGAGCCAACUUCAAAGACUGCAAUGGGUGGGGAUUAUGACUUGUCUGGAAAGAAUUCGAAACCAGGUUCAAAACAGAAGAAGAAAAAGCGUGAUUUCUCUGUAAACCUUCCACCAAAGCCCAAGAAAAUCAAUCUUCCAAAGGAUUAUUUGGAUAAAUAUACUAAGAACAAUCCAGUCAGGGACUUAGAGAGGUCACUCAAAGAAAUAAAGGACAACAUAAAGAACUUACAGAAGGAGUUACAAGAGUCUCAGUCUAUCACCAAUGAUCUCAAGCGUCAAAAGGCUUUACAAAGGAUCAACAAAGAACUUCGUGGUGAACUCAAGAAGUUGUCUGAAAACUCAACUAUUCUCUGUGAUGAGCUGCAAAAGAAGCAUUAUAAGAAAAAGAAGACUCCGAGAAAGAUCGAUGGCGAGACAGAACUCAAAAUCAAGAACAAAGAACUAGAGAAUGCUGAUAAAUUGAUGAACAAUCUUCUCACCGAAUACAAUACCGUCAAGAAGAGGAUCGAACAAGUUAGUGAUUUCAACUACGCUGUUGACCUCAAAUCCAAAAUUGCUGAGAACAAGCAGACCAUUAAGGACAAUAACAAGAAGAUUAAGGAGCUAGAACAGGACCAAAAGAAGCGCGACAUCCAGAUGAACCGGAUGCUUAAGGAAGAAAAGUCAGAGAAAAUGCGAAGGGUUGACUACAAGCACUCAAAAUUGACCUACCUCCAAGAGAAAAUCAACGAAAUGCAGGUGAAAAUCGAGCAUCUAGAGAAGGAAAAACAGGAAAAGGACGAACAAGAACAGGACAUUAGGCAGAAAUAUGAAGCCAUGCUCAGGAUCGGAGAGCACUACGGCAUCAAUGAAAACAACAUUGACAACGAAGAAGACAUUUUUAAGAACAAACUUAUGGAAGAAUAUGAGAAAGUUAUACAGAUUGAGUCCAUGGAGAAGCAGUACAAGAUUGAGAUCAAGGAGAAGAAGAAAAUGAUCAAAGAAUACACUGAUAAAAAGAAAAAUGCGACUAAGGAACUAGGCACAGUAGUCAACGAUAUCUUAGGCAAAGCUGAGCAGCUCAAUGGGCUGAUUGAGAAGAUGAGAGGCUUUGGGAUGGGAGAAGAUAUCCUCAAUAGAUGGGCUGAAGAAAAUAAGCAGCUUAUAGAAACAGCGAGUCCUAAAAGAAGGUUAAAGGAAGAUAAAGCUCCUGCUCCAAAGAAAGUUGAAAAGCCGAUUGUUGCUAAUAAACCUUCAAUUUCAAAUAAGCCAACAAUUGCUGAGAAGAACAAGCCAUUUGGGAUGAUGAAAAAGAAUGAUGUUACUAGUAGAGCCUCUGUCAACCAAUCCCAAGACAAUAUUGAGGAGGAUGUUCCUGAAAUGAUUGAAGAAAAGGUUGAAGAAAAGAAAGAAAAACCUCAAGCUAAGCCAACAAAACCAUUUGGAAAUAUGGGCUCCAAGGCAACUAAACCUUUUGGAAAGCCUUUUUCAAAGCCAUUUGGAAAUGCAACCAAUACUGGAAAUAAUGCUAACUCAUCGGUAGCUGAUAAUGCCUCUAAUGCUGGCAAUCAAGAUCCUCCGAAACAAGCGCCUUUGUCUUUUACUGAGAAAUAUGGGCUUGCAAACAAAGAAGAACCAAAAGCAGAUCCAAUUCCAACACUAAAUCAGGAUAACUCUCAGAGUAAGAUGAAUAAUGCUCCUUGGAUGAGAAACAAACCGACUCUAGGAGAAAAUAACAAUGCUGAAUCAGCAGGAGGAUACAUUCCUUCCAUGGGAGGAAAUCAGAACACUGCUAAUAAUAACUCCACUGGUGACUAUAUCCCGACAAUAGGUUCAGGCCCAAGGAGGGUCGGCCGACCACCUCAAAAUCAGAGCGCAAUUCCAACUAUGGGAGAAGAGAAAAAGAAUGAUACUAAUAUUGAUAGAAUUCCAACUUUGAAUGAUCAACCUAAUAAUGGUAGCCAGAUCGGGACCAUGCCUAGAAGAAUUGGGCAACCAUCUGGCAGCAGCCAGAUUGGUUCCCUUCCUCGAAGAGUAGGCCCAGCCUCUACCAAUGAUAGUCAGAUUGGAACAGUUCCAAGGAGAGGACAAGAGGAUUCUAAGAAUGAUAUAAACAAGAUACCGAUGAUCGGAAGUUCGAACAGAGACCCUAUAGAUAAUAUCCCAAUGAUGGGUGGGUCAAAUAAUGAUCCUAUUGAUAACAUCCCAACUCUAAAUUCUGGCUCGAAUGAUCCAAUCAAUAAUAUCCCAACUAUCGGAGAGUCAAAUAAUAACUCAAGAAGAAGGCCUAUGGAGUCAAAUGAUACUGGAGGAUAUAUUCCCUCAGGGAUGUCCAACCAGGCUGAAGAGAAACCUCUUCCAGGAGGUAGGAGAAGAGUUGCUGAUCCGUUCUCAAAAGCGAGUAAUGAUCCUCCCAACAGCUCGAAUAAGCCAUUCCCCUUUGGAGAAAAUAAUAUUUCCAGAAUUAGUAACAAUUCUGGCACGAACAAUAACUCUUUGUUCCAAUCUAAUAGAAACGAGAAGAAGCCAGGCAAUUUCGUUGACAAUUUUAGCGGAGGGAAUGACAAGAAAGAACCACCCAAAAAGAACGACUUCUGGGGUGGAAUUUUAGGUGGUGACAAGCCACCAGCUCCUACUAAGAAACCUAAUGCUCCGAAGCCAGUACCUAGUGGAAUCCAAAGUAAUAACAGAGCGGCUUUCCAAGAUGUAGCAUCUCUUGAUGAUGAAUUUAUGCUAGAUUAA
Moneuplotes crassus is the source of this 3060-nucleotide messenger RNA. Lineage: Eukaryota; Ciliophora; Spirotrichea; Euplotida; Euplotidae. The record is from the annotation of a GenBank genome assembly.